This is a messenger RNA of Trichoderma citrinoviride, 669 nucleotides long. RefSeq names its product SRF-TF-domain-containing protein. Gene Ontology annotation, biological process: positive regulation of transcription by RNA polymerase II. Gene Ontology annotation, molecular function: RNA polymerase II cis-regulatory region sequence-specific DNA binding; protein dimerization activity; DNA-binding transcription factor activity, RNA polymerase II-specific. Lineage: Eukaryota; Fungi; Ascomycota; Sordariomycetes; Hypocreales; Hypocreaceae. The transcript has 3 exons. The record is from RefSeq and is a predicted model, not a curated record. The coding region runs from base 1 to 669 and encodes 222 amino acids.
AUGGCCGACAUCACUGACCAGCACGACCAAACGUCGCCCACCGAGCUCGACGACGCGCACAGCGUCAAUAAUGGCACCGCCAACGAGGGUCGCGGCGUCAAGCGACCACGCGCCGCUGCCGACGACGACGACGACGAUGACGAGAAGGGUGGCCGCGAGCGUCGCAAGAUUGAGAUCAAGUUCAUUAGCGAUAAGUCUCGUCGCCACAUCACCUUCUCCAAGCGGAAGGCGGGUAUCAUGAAGAAGGCAUACGAAUUGUCUGUCUUGACAGGCACUCAGGUUCUGCUGCUUGUCGUGUCGGAGACGGGCCUGGUCUAUACGUUUACCACGCCCAAGCUCCAGCCGCUCGUCACAAAGGCGGAAGGCAAGAACCUUAUUCAGGCUUGUCUUAACGCACCUGAGCCUGCGACUGGCAGCGAAAACGGGGUAGACGGCGGUGACCAAGUCGACUCUCCCGAGGAGCCUCCCAGCCAUCUCCCGCCGCAAGCCGGCCGUCCAGGCAUGCCGCAGAACCCUCACAUGGCCCCUGGAGGCUACAUGCCUCCCAACAUCCCUAUGGAUCCUCAGCAGGCCUUGGCUUACCAGAGCUACGUGCAGCGCAACCAGGGAUACGGUUCCGGUAUGCCACCUCAGCCAGGCAUGCCCCCCAGCUCGCACCAUCAGUCAUGA